AUGAAAGGUUCACAAGGUACCACCACCCCUACUAAUCAUAUUAAAGUUUGUCCUCGUUUUUCUCAGUUGGAGAUUACUUCUCCCGUUGCCUUUGACCAACAAAUACUUUUGAGAUUGUUUGCUAAAGAUAUAAUUUAUCAUGUAUAUCUUUUGACAAUUGUGGAACAUAUAAGGGUAUGGCUUUCUUAUCUCAAUCCACUUGUUCGACAUAUCACCAGAAAUACUAUUCUUAAACAUUGCAUUAGAGAGUAUGAUAUGUACAAGAAUAAUUUGCAUAAGGUUUUGCAAAAUCUUCCCGGUAAAGUUAGCUUUACAUAUGAUUUGUGGACUGCAUGCCUUGCUGUUGAAAAGUUUGUAUUAAAUCUCAUAGAACAAUGGAAUCUUGAAGGUAAGGCUUUGUGUAUGACUGUUGAUAAUGCACGAAAGGUUUGCAAGAGGUUGAUGAAUGUGCUUUGUCAGUUUGAGCGAUCCGUUUCUGAUGCUAAUAUUGUUUUUAAGGAAAAGUUAUGUCUUGAUGUUGUAACUCGAUGGAAUGCAACUUUUCUAAUGUUUCAUAAAGCUUUAGAAGCUACAUAUGCGUUGAUUUUAUAUGCUCAAAAUUAUUUUCUGAUUGAUUAUCACCUUUCUCCUAGUGAAUGGCUAAUUAUUAAGGAUGUGUAUCAUUUUCUCAAAAUGUUUUAUGAUAUCACUAUUAUGUUUUCUGGUUCUGAAUAUCCUACUGCAAACUUAUAUUUUGAAAAUAUUUUUUGUGUUGAGUACAAUCUGAAAGAAGCCCAUAAAAACCCUAUACUUGCAUUCAUGGCUGAGGAAAUGCUUGUAAAGUUUGAAGAGUAUUGGGAUGAAUAUUCCUUGUUUCUUUCAAUUGUUGUUGUACUUGACCAUCCACAUAAACUUCAACGUGUAAGAAAAGCAUUUUAUCGCAUGUAUGUUGAAAGAGCGAGUGGGGAAAGGACGAAGAAGGUAAAUGAUGCUCUUUAUGAUAUUUACAAACAUUAUCAUUCUCAAUUGUCUGCUUCCAGUUUUAAUUCUCGGAACAGUGAAACUCUUAGACUUACAAUCCUUAUGAAGAUUCAGAGGGGUCAAGGUGACGACGAGGGUGAGGCAAGAGCUCCAUUUGCUGAUCUUGAAAAAUACUUGAACACAUCCCGUAGUCGAAAGGUUGAAGGGGAAAAUUUUGAUGUUCUAGCAUUUAGCAUUUUGGAAAGUAUGGGAGGUCGUAUUGCUACCAAGUAUAGGGGGGCUUUGUUUCCCAAACAUAUUGAGGUUAUGGUUACUUCACAGAAUUGGAGUCGUGGUUAUGGGGGUGACAUUGAUGAAGAUGUUCUUGUUGUUCGUAAAGAAAUGGAAGUUGAAAACAUUUAA
Messenger RNA from Spinacia oleracea (spinach), 1362 nucleotides. Its product is annotated as zinc finger BED domain-containing protein RICESLEEPER 2-like. Gene Ontology annotation, molecular function: DNA binding. The record is from RefSeq and is a predicted model, not a curated record. The transcript has 7 exons. The coding region runs from base 1 to 1362 and encodes 453 amino acids. Lineage: Eukaryota; Viridiplantae; Streptophyta; Magnoliopsida; Caryophyllales; Amaranthaceae.